UCUUCGUAUAAAUAUUGGUAAUAUAUUUUAAAUAGGUAAUAGUAUGACCUAAUAACUGUAGUGACGGCUCUAUCAUGCCACUAUUUGACGGCGUAGCACAAUUCAAAAAAAAAAUUCUCUUCUGUCGUUUGUUGUUUACUUUACACGAAUAACAAUAAUUAUUAGUCGCGAUUGAACUUCCUCGUUAAUUAAACAAAACAGGCAAAUGUGUAAAUAUGUUUUUUGCGCUCCUAAAGAGAAAACUGAAUCCUGCGUUUGGUAUUCAUGAUUAUUGUCGGUUUGAAGCCACCAUGACUUAAUGUAUUUUUGCAUUUUUGUUUUAAAUUCGUGAUUGUUUUUAUUUGACGUCCGCCGCCAUGGACGAAUCGACGUUCCUGAUGCUGCUGUCUGUUCUAAUGUUGGUAGCUAGUUACUUAUCUGGCAGUGUUCCGCUAGUGAUGCCCAUGUCUGAAGCCAAAUUGGAACUCGUAUCCCUUUUUGGAGCUGGCCUCCUUGUCGGUACGGCGUUAGCUGUAAUAAUACCUGAAGGAAUUCACUCCCUCUACUCAACUGUGGCACCACACAAAACUGCUGAUAAUAUGACAGUUACAAUAGAUUUUAGUGAUGUUAAUUUUCAUUCAGUAAUUGGAGUUACAUUAGUAUUAGGAUUUACACUAAUGUUAUUAGUAGAUCAACUGUCAUCAAAAUAUACAAAAGAUGUAGAAGCCGGAUUUGCCAGUCGUAAUUCUGGUAGUAUGACAGCUACCCUAGGUCUUGUAGUGCAUGCUGCUGCUGAUGGUAUUGCUUUGGGUGCUGCAGCUGCCUCGACUCAAACAGAAGUGGAAAUGAUAGUUUUUAUUGCAAUAAUGUUACAUAAAGCACCAGCUGCCUUUGGUUUAGUCACCAUUUUAUUACACCAUGGACUUGACAAAAAAAGAAUACGUAGACAUCUGUUAGUAUUUUCUAUGGCUGCACCCCUAGGUGCACUACUCACUUUCUUUUGCAUAGGCCAGGAAAGUAAAGAAACAUUAUCGUCCAUGAAUGCCACUGGAGCCGCCAUGUUGUUCAGUGCAGGAACAUUUUUAUAUGUUGCAACAGUUCAUGUACUUCCAGAGUUGAUGGUCAAAGCUUCUAGAGGAGGCAGUGAUACUUUUAACCCACUACAAUUGUUGUGCUUAGUAUGUGGUACUGUGACACCAUUAAUGUUGUCAGUCCACCAUGGACACUAAGUACAAAGUCCAAACAAUUUUUUAUAAUAGUUUCUUAAUUAAUGCAUAAUUAUAGUAUUGUAUCAACAGUUCAUAAAUAAUCAAGUUUAAACGCAAGUUAUUUUUAAUAGGCUACAAUGUUUCUAAACUUAAAUUUUUUAUUCCAGAAAGUAUAAAAGCCUAUAACUUAAUAAGGUUAAUACAGAAAAAGGAUAUUAUUUUUUUGUUAUCUGCUAAGUAUUCCAGUAAAAUAUUGUAGUUUUUUUUUUAUUUUCCAAUCAUUAAACAUAUCUAACAUAUUAUAGAGCUUGAAUUUCCAACUAUUUGAUUCAAGUAAUAUUAUUUUAAGAAUCAAUGACCUUGAAGUUUUAAAUUAAUAAACUUAUUUUU
This is a messenger RNA of Melanaphis sacchari, 1577 nucleotides long. RefSeq names its product zinc transporter ZIP9-B (gene Zip102B). Gene Ontology annotation, cellular component: membrane. NCBI's taxonomy places the organism in Eukaryota, Metazoa, Arthropoda, Insecta, Hemiptera, Aphididae. Gene Ontology annotation, molecular function: metal ion transmembrane transporter activity. The transcript has 5 exons. Gene Ontology annotation, biological process: transmembrane transport; zinc ion transport. The record is from RefSeq and is a predicted model, not a curated record. Bases 357 to 1208 code for a protein of 283 amino acids.